AGACGCGUUCAGAGUGAAAGAGGAGGAGGAUGUUACAGUGAAAGAAGAAGAGAAAGACGUUACAGUGAUAGAAGGACGAGGAGUGAAACUCGAGGAGAAAGAGGAGGAUGCAGUGUUUGGAGUGAAGGAGGAGGGGGAGAUCACCGUCACAGUGGAGGAGGAAGAGGGAGAAUUAGAGAAGACUGCCAAUCUGAUGAACACCAGAGAGAGACCAGACUCUCACUCUGACAGCGAACCAGACCCAGAGAUGUCCAAACCAGCGAGACAACACCACUGCUCUCAAUGUGGAAAGAGAUAUACCCGGUUAUGGAACCUGAAAAGGCAUGAGAAGACACACACAGGAGAAAAUCCUUUCCAAUGCUGCCAGUGUGGAAUGAGUUUUACCCGGUCAGGGUACCUUAAAGACCACAAGAGAAUGCACACAGGAGAGAAGCCUUACCACUGCUCUCAUUGUGGGAAGAGUUGCACCCAGUUAGGGAACCUGAGAACGCAUGAGAGAAUACACAAAGGAGUGAAGCGUAACCAAUGCACAAAAUGUAGAAAGAGUUUUUCUUCUUCAGAAUACCUGGAAAUACAUGAGAGAAUACACUCAGGGGAGACGCCUUACCACUGCUCUCAGUGUGAAAAGAGUUUUACCAGAUUAGGGUCACUGAAACGACAUGAGCGAGCACACACAGGGAAAAAGCCUUUCCACUGCUCCCUGUGUGGAAAGUGUUUUACCAAGUUGGGCAACCUGAAAAAACAUGAGAGGACACACUCAGGAGAAAAGUCUCAUUUUUCCUCAUUGGAUAUUCUGAAAAAACAUAAAAUAAUUAACUCUGAAGUACAACCUUACCCGUGCUCAGACUGUGGGAAGAGAUUUAGCCGCUUAAACCACCUGAGACGCGCAUGA
Messenger RNA from Coregonus clupeaformis (lake whitefish), 892 nucleotides. RefSeq names its product gastrula zinc finger protein XlCGF67.1-like. Lineage: Eukaryota; Metazoa; Chordata; Actinopteri; Salmoniformes; Salmonidae. Gene Ontology annotation, biological process: regulation of transcription by RNA polymerase II. Gene Ontology annotation, molecular function: DNA-binding transcription factor activity, RNA polymerase II-specific; RNA polymerase II cis-regulatory region sequence-specific DNA binding. The record is from RefSeq and is a predicted model, not a curated record. Gene Ontology annotation, cellular component: nucleus. The transcript has 2 exons. Bases 194 to 892 code for a protein of 232 amino acids.